UACAGACACUGCCAGCCAUGUCCUGCCUCUAAAACAAAACAAAAAAAAUACUGUUUUUUUUAGCAUUUUAACGAACCCCGCCGCUACAUGCUUGCUCUGUCUUUCUAAAUUUGGUAUUUUUCGAGGUUGGACGUUUUUUUCAUUGAAAAGAAGAAGAAGAGAAGAUGUGUUCACGCGCGCUGAAGAUGAGCGGUGGCGUUCAGCUGUCAGUGAGCGCGGCGCUGCUCGUGCUGCUGCUCUCGCUCUCCGGUUGUUCAUGCAUGGAUGUGUUGAUGCCCAAUGCAAUAAAUGCUCUCAAUGGAACAACUGUCAAAAUCCCCUGCACAUUUACAUCCUGCUACAAGAUGGAUGCUACCAAGUUUGCCAUGAACUGGACCUACCAAGAAUCAGUUAAUGAUACAGAAGACAUGUUUAUGACAUACUUUAGGAAAAAAGGAAUGGUUCUGCGCUCAGACCGCUUUGGAGAUCGGGUCUCGUUUGUUGGAAUCCUGGAGAAGAACGACCUGUCAAUCACCCUUUCAGAUGUUCAGAAAGAGGAUGAGGGGUUUUACAAAUGCUAUGUGCGAAACCCUCCAGACCGCAUCCAAGGACUUGGUGUCAUAGAGCUUAAGGUUGUCACGGAACUUCCUCCUCCAAGAGAUUCAACCAUUGCGGUUGCAAUAGGGGCUUCAGUGGGUGGAGCAUUAGCUCUCCUGAUCCUUUCCAUGGUGGUAGUGAAAUGCCUCCGUCGUCACCAGAAACAAGAACUGAUUUCAGAGGAGAAGAUGGAAGAAGAAGGAAAGCUGGAGGCUGAAGGUGUUGCAGAGGAGGGAACCAAACAACCAUAGCUGGGUCAGCCUGUGGAGCGCUCAUUCGUAGCACCUCACCAGACAUGUGCACCCCCCUUCCUGAAGAUCUGUAGUAACCACAGCUUGAAUCAUCAUGCACUGACGUCCAUUCAUUCUGCGUGUGUGUGUGUGUGUGUGUGUGUGUGUGUGUGUGUGUGUGUGCGUGUGUGUGUGUGUGUGUGUGUAUGUGUGUGAGUAAGUGUGUACUGAAUGUUUCUAUGUGUGUGAGGGUAUUUCUAUAUGUCUGUGUGAGGUGGGUCUUUCUGCUUGAAAUACGCCAGGAAAACGUUUUCUGCAACGGUAUCUUCAAACACAUUAUUUCAUUCAUAGCUGCAAGUCAAUUUAAAACAAUUAGAAUCCCUUCUUAUUAUGAGAAUGCCAUGAUCGUAGCAAAUUGCACAACAAACUAGGGCUGGGUAGUGUGACCUAAAAUGAAUAGGAGUGUAUAGUUUGAGUAUGGUCAAAAAAACAUAUUGCAGUAUCUAAUUCUCAGCGGAAGUUUGAUAUAUCAUUAAUUAAUUGUUUGUAAAGUUUACCAUGGUUUAAGAGGCAGAGAUUCAUACUAAAGUUUAGUUUAAAGCUACAAUAUUUUAACAUUUCAGGAGAGGAUGUGUUGGUAUCAGUUUUAUGAUGGUUUAUUGUGCCGAUUCAUCCACUUUCCAGCUAUUACUACAAUCAAACUUUGGGAUUUUGUUUAAAUGGCUUUGGUCAGUUGUGAUUGGAAGAAUAGAUUUGUGGUGGUAGACAACAAGAAACAGGGUUCCCAAUUACAACCAAACCUGUCAAGUAACUGAUAUCCUUUUAAAAAUGUAAUUUCUGCUUUCAGGGUCUUCAAAAAAAAAAGGAAAAUAUCUGUAAAAAAAUAUCACAUAGCUUUCUGCCAGGAUCUGUCUAAAAGAGUGUUAGAAGCAUAAAGGAAACAGUGUGUCCAGCGUGUUGGUUAACAGCGUUUGGCUAGCAAAAAAGGGUCAGUUACAAAUAGUCAAUAGAAAACAAUAUGGCGUCACGUUAACGAUAACAUGACGGAAAGGCAAGUGUGUAUAUGGAGCUCCCACUCUCUCUACAAAUCUUGCUUCUACAAAGCUGUAACGCCAUUAAAUUCACCAGGACACCAAUAUUACGCUGUUGUGGAAUCAAUAUGAAUGUACAAAGACGUGCUAAUGGCGGAGCUUCUUCCUGAGCUACGGCGCUGCUGCGGAAAAUCUCACUCUGAAAAUGUUUAGUGAUUAUCCAGCAGUCUAAUUGUCAAAGUGUGUUUAAACCUAAUUGAAUGGCAACAGUUUCACUACAUCACCACUAAAACGUAUUUACCGUUAAUCACUAUGAUGAAGGUCUGGCAACUUCAGACUUUCACAUUCAGUCUUUUAAUAAUUACGGUUGAUUGCAUCAUGAGGCCUAUUGGAAGAUGUAGUUGACUCUUUCAAAGCUUGUCCAUUUAGUGGUAGUGAUAACAACAGAUCAAACCAAAUGUUUAUUGUUUUUACAUUGUGGGUUUAUGUAACAACUCUGCCUUAAAUCCAUGUCUCUCAGCUGCCUGUUUGGGCACCAUGUCUUAAUAUACAUUCAUGCACUUGUUAGCGCCUGUGUAAUCCCCCUUCCAACACUGGAAAAGUAAUAGUCUGUGACUAAGCCAUUUAUGUCUAUCUGUCUCAGUGUUGUCUACUCGUGGCCGACUUUCUCAAACAUUCCUCAUACCUAUUUUUAAGACUUGUCAUGGUGGGAAAAGCACUGAUUUAGAUCAUUAUAUAAACAUUGUCUUUUUAUUCACAGAGCCAUGACAGCAGCCCCAUGCACUACAUAGUUCACUAUAUUAACCCUCCAAAACAUUAUUUUUUAUAAUAUUCAAGAUUAAAAGUGGGUAAAAUGUGAAUAAACUAUAGAACACAAAGCUGUAUUAUAGAUAGCAUGGAUCGUACACUCUUUUCUACAAACAAUCAAGUAAAAUUGAGUGGAGCUUGGGAAGAAAUGAAAAUGUACAGCCCCAUGACAUUAGCUCUUGUGGUUUACCACAUUAUUAAUAACUGUACAAUAAACUCUACCCCUUUUUAUAUUGGGAGUGGUAAAUGAAUGAAAGAGGAGAUUCCACACAUGGUCGCUGAGACAGUAUUCCAUUAUGCAUAUUGUCAGGGCUCUGAAAUGUUAGCAGCUAAUUGUACUUAUCGUUAAAUUUACCAUUUAAAUCAGUGUUUUUCCAUAUUCAUGUCAACAUGUUUUAAAGCUGCCUUUGUCUGAUCUGCAUUCACUACUUCAUCAAUUUUUUUCUGAACACAAAUGUUUUUUUGUGUGGUUGUGUUUGUGUAUGUGUGUGUGUGUGUGUGUGUGUGUGUGUGUGUGUGUGUGUUCAAGAAAAGUACAAGCCCGCAUUUCUUCUGGUCAGUGAAGUGAGGUUGCCUAAAUUUUACAAGUGCUCUGGUCAAAAAAAAAAAGCAGGGAAUUGUAGUUUAAUGUUUUUCUAACCACCUAGUCUAACUUGCAGCUCAGAUUAUAUAUUUACUUAUAAAAACAGCACUGCCAAAUCUGAAAAUUUCUGCACUUUGCCACUUACUGGUCAUACCAGCCAUCCAUAUGGCUGAAACCUCUGCAUUCUCCCUGCUAAAUGCUUUAGGUUAUCAGAGAGGAGUGACAUCUUUUCCUGCAUAAAUACAGGCCUCUGUUAUGUGUAGGAUUAAAACAAGUGUCAGUCUUUGACCAUUCAAUAUCUGUACACCAUUAUACUAUAUUGUGCAAGGAAAUCAGUCACGAUUCUAGUUACUUUCCCUCUCCCUCACAUUAGGCUACAUAAAACAUCUUAGGAGUUGAUUAGGAGUAUGUGAUAAGGGAUGAAGUCAAGUCAAUUUUGGUUGACUACAAGACAAAAUGUUGUCAAUCACAUGUCAAUGACAAUUUAAAGUAACAAACACUUUGCAUCCACAAUCACAUAACCCAGGCUGGUGCCAACCUUUGAUUUUAAACUUUAUAUGAAUUGUAGGAAUUAAACAAAGGUGCCCAAAAAUAUGUCGACUCCCAGACAGUCAGGAAUAGAAGUUGAUUUAAAUAAUAAAAAGUUAUAAUAAAAAUGCUUAUAUUCAUGACGGACAGAAGGGGAAUUUAUUUUAGUUUGUCUCUAACCAUGAGAUGUCAUCAUUAUGACUUUGUCAAAAGAAGCAUGUUCAAUGUAUUAUAGUGCCAUGAAUGCAUGUGAAACAAUGCUUUAGUAUAUCAAAAAUGAGGUAUGUGUCUGUUUUACCAUAAAACAACAGCAACAUGGGUCAGUCAGUCAAAGCAUGUCUGGGUUUGCUUUUGGUGUGUCAGGGGUUUCCCUCAAUUAAGUCACCAGGUUGCACCAUUUUCUCAAAAUUAUAAUAAGUAGAUGUUAUUCUAAAACAUGCUUAGAAAUAUGGCUGACAUCUUAAAUGUAAAGACUGCCAGGGGUAUUUGGUUGCACUUUGAAGAGUUUUAUCUGCCACCUGCAAAAUACUGAGAAAUAAUAAGUCAAUAUUUCAUAUCAUGGAAAAGGAUCUCCAGCACAGACUUUGUUAGGGUCGUCUUUUUUACUGGAUCUCUAACUUGAACUGUGUUUUGUAGAGAUUUAAAUACAACUUUGAUGUAAUGCACCUGAAAAAACAGAUUCUCACACACACACACACACACACACACACACACACACAUAUAUAUAUAUAUAUAUAUAUAUAUAUAUAUAUAUAUAUAUAUUAUACAAAAAGAUUAAAACAUUCACCAUAGUGAACUGAAUAGAACUUUGGAAAAACAUAAAGCUCACAUUGUUAUGAUGGUAUAUUGGAAUGUUGAGUCGUUGUAAUUGAAACAUGGCAUGGUGGGUAAAAUAAUAUAAUGGGAAAAUGUAUCCGUGGUGCAUUUUUAUGAAACACUUGUUUAGAUCACCCUAAAUGUAUAAUAUAAAAAUAAAUAACGAUUGGAUAUUUGAUCACUGUUGAAAUAUCAUUUCACAUGGUUCAGCAUGUGAGUGUUGGUAACCACUGAAUGUCUAGUCUGUACCUAUGUUGAUAACAGUCCAGCUGUGUCACAAACUCAUAUCCAUGUCUUACUUGUAAUGUGUCAAGCGCUUAAUGCUUCCAAAUAUGGUAACUUGGCCAAUCCUGGUUUUUGAAUUCUUUUUCUCUAUCAUUGUAAAUGUAUUUAACUACCAAAAGCACAUCAGUGACAUCGCAGUAGUAUUCUUUAGACUGAUAGUGCUUACUCUGGGAUUAUAAGAAAGCUUGAAGUUAAAGGCAGGGUUGAUAGGUUUUGAAAGUAGCAUUCCCUCAGUGCUCCGUCUGCACCCACCCCCUCCCCUCUGUGCUCCCUCAAAAGCCAUGGCCCUUACUUACACAAGUGCCAUUGGUACAUAUGCGGAGCUCAGUUCAUGCUUCGAGUGUGGGCUCGUGCAUGCAUGGGGUAGAAAACGAGCAGGGAGACAGGGAGACACAAUUGGUUCAUCAAAUUGGUACCUCGUGGCAGACAUUGUUCAACGUUUUUACAGGCUUACAACUGAUACAUAUGACGGAUUUUCUUCAUUCCUUUUUCAGAGCUCAUGAGUUAUUAAUUCCUAUCAGGACCUAAAGACAAUUUGAACCAAACUCUUCCCUAAGUGUAUCAGGAGAAAUGACCAACCCUACCUUUAAUUAUACUGGAGAGCAGCAAUUAACAGGGUCUUAAGGUGAAUUAAUUAGUUGGCAAAACUUUAAAAAGUUAUUUGGUCGAGACAGCCAAUGCAUCACAGGUUCUGGUUCUAUUAGUGAACAUGCAUGUUUCAUUUGCAGGGUUUGAGGUGCUUGACCCAUAACAUGAUGUUAUAAAGACAAAAUGUACAUUCAUUUUUUUAAAAGGGGGUUUGGUUUGCCAUAUAAAGCUACAUACAUAAAGAUAUUUAAAAUUGAGUGUGUUUCUUAAUGAGAAACAAUAAAACACAAAAACAUUGAAGUUGAAUCUAGCGUCGGAGUUGCACUUGUGCAUCAUUCACCUCUGGAUAUGAGUUUGCCCUGAAUUUGCUCUUUUUUCACAUUAAAUGUUAGCAAACACCAAACGUAUGCUUGCACUGUGCUGCCUUUGAACAGGCAGCUGUCAUGACAUGAUGUAUUUUGAAUAAAGAUGAUUUAGGAACAUGUCAUA
Molecule: messenger RNA, 5933 nt
Organism: Labrus bergylta (ballan wrasse)
Lineage: Eukaryota; Metazoa; Chordata; Actinopteri; Labriformes; Labridae
Gene: scn2b
Product: sodium channel, voltage-gated, type II, beta
Cellular component (GO): plasma membrane
Source: RefSeq, a predicted model, not a curated record